Molecule: messenger RNA, 1087 nt
Organism: Amblyraja radiata (thorny skate)
Lineage: Eukaryota; Metazoa; Chordata; Chondrichthyes; Rajiformes; Rajidae
Product: zinc finger protein 239-like
Exons: 3
Coding region: 256-1005 (249 amino acids)
Biological process (GO): embryo development; regulation of transcription by RNA polymerase II
Cellular component (GO): nucleus
Molecular function (GO): RNA polymerase II transcription regulatory region sequence-specific DNA binding; DNA-binding transcription factor activity, RNA polymerase II-specific
Source: RefSeq, a predicted model, not a curated record
ACCGGAAGUGCCCGGAUUUGGGAGACGGCCGGAAGUGGAGGGAGGGGCUAAGAGCGGAGGAAGAACAAUGGCGACUGCGGCACAUCGGAGUAGUUGACGGAGCGUCUCCGUUCGCAGGCGGCGCGGUAACCCGGUGGCCCCUCCACACGGGUUUAGGAGCUGUUGCUGUGGACGGAGAGACGGGGACGUGAGCGGCCAUCUGCUCAGUGUGCGGGCUGAGCUUCGAGCAGCUGAGCUUCGGUGGAGGACCGCAUAAUGGGGCGCAACAAGGAGAAGCGUUAUGAGUGUGACGUGUGUGGCAAGGCCUGGCAGUGCCCGAGCUGGCUGGAGGCCCACCGGCGGUUGCACACGGGAGAACGCCCCUUUGACUGCUCCGACUGCGGCAAGAGCUUCAAUCAUAUGUCGGCGCUGCAGGUGCACCGGCGCCUGCACACGAGUGAGAAGCCCUAUGACUGCUCCACCUGCGGCAAGAGCUUUACCCAGUUGUCGGGGCUGCAGGGGCACUGGCGGGUGCACAGCGGUGAGCGGCCCUACACCUGCAGCGACUGCGGCAAAGGCUUCAAGUCGUCGUCGCACCUGAAGGUGCACAGGCGCCUGCACACCGGGGAGCGGCCCUACACCUGCAGCGACUGCGGCAAGGGCUUCUCCCGCUCGAGCCACCUGCUGGUGCACCAGCGCACCCACACCGGCGAGCAGCCUUACACCUGCGCACAGUGUGGCAAGGGCUUUACCCAGUCCUACAACCUGCUGGUGCACCAGCGCACCCACACCGGCGAGCGCCCCUACACCUGCACCCAGUGCGGCAAGGGCUUCACCCAGUUCAGCAACCUGCUGUCCCACCAGCGGGUGCACGCCAGCGACCGUCCCAGCCCCAGCCCUGUGUGUGGAGAGCGCUUUGCCAUGGCCUCCCAUGACCUAUCUCACCAGCGCGAGCGGCUGGUCCCACUGCGGCAAACAUUUCAAGAGUGCACGGGGGCUGCGGGAGCACCAGCGGAUACACACUAGAGAAAGACCCUUUGAGUGCGCUGAGUGUGGCAAGGGUUUCACCCACAUGUCCAGCCUGUGGCAGCAAUGGCGUACCCACAGC